GAGCCGUUGCAGCCUCUCUGGCUUCUGCCGCUAAACGGACAGAGAGAAAGAGAGUGACUGAUUGAAUAGGGAGACAUGAUCUUUUCGCUUCGGUGAUGGUCCAUUAGCAAUCUCACCGUUUUGUCAUCCACCACAAGGAUGCUGAACUGACUCCAAUUCUACGUCUUGGAGCUGGAGCCUGUGCUGGAAUAAUUGCCAUGUCUGCAACUUAUCCAAUGGAUAUGGUUCGAGGCAGGAUUACUGUACAGACAGAGAAUUCCCCUUACCAGUACAGAGGAAUGUUCCAUGCUCUUUCAACUGUGCUUAGGGAAGAAGGCCCCCGUGCUUUAUACAAGGGCUGGCUUCCUUCUGUCAUUGGAGUUAUUCCUUAUGUGGGUCUCAACUUUGCUGUGUACGAGUCUUUGAAAGACUGGUUAGUUAAAACCAAACCAUUUGGCAUAAGUCAAGAUAAUGAUUUGGGGGUGACAACACGGCUGGCAUGUGGUGCUGUUGCUGGAACUAUUGGACCAACAGUUGCGUAUCCACUUGAUGUCAUUCGUCGAAGAAUGCAGAUGGUGAGUUGGAAUCAUGCUUCUGUUGUUGCUGGUGAUGGAAGAGGAAAGGCUCCUCUUGAAUACAACGGAAUGAUUGAUGCAUUCAGGAAAACUGUUCGUAAUGAGGGAUUUGGAGCAUUAUACAAGGGUUUGGUGCCCAAUUCUGUAAAGGUGGUCCCAUCUAUAGCUAUUGCCUUUGUUACAUACGAGGUGGUGAAGGACAUUUUAGGAGUGGAGAUCCGAAUAUCUGAGUGAUUCGUUGCCUCAUAUCUGUUCUCGUGGUGUGGUAACUUUUGUAGGCAAGGGGAUGCAGAGAUGGUAAAUUUGGGUUGUUUUCUUCUUCGUUGUCAUCUCUCCAAGGAUGAGUUUAGGGAAGCUCGAGCUAGUGUUUAUAAAUCUAUUCCCUUGUUUCUUUCUUGUAUUUCCUUGUGAACCUUUGGUAGCUUUUAGCAUCUCAUUCAUCUUCUAUGUCAAUAAAUGUUGUGGAGGUUCAAUGCAAGGACAUAUCUGCAGGGCUUUCUACAGGAAUCAAGAAAGCAUUUUUCUUUCUGGAAUUUGCGGUGACUGAUUCCCAGUUCCUUUCAAUUACCCCCGCAAGAGAAUGCAUUGUUUGCUUGUUUUAGGUAUAGCUUAGUUUAACACGCAAAUAAUGUGAUGCUAUAUUUUUACAACCAUUGAACAUAGAGAAACACUGGUAUUUAUACUGCAAUGUGAUUGGUGAGAUCAUGUUUCAAUUUUUA
This is a messenger RNA of Prosopis cineraria, 1273 nucleotides long. RefSeq names its product mitochondrial adenine nucleotide transporter ADNT1-like. The transcript has 5 exons. The coding region runs from base 198 to 788 and encodes 196 amino acids. Lineage: Eukaryota; Viridiplantae; Streptophyta; Magnoliopsida; Fabales; Fabaceae. The record is from RefSeq and is a predicted model, not a curated record. Gene Ontology annotation, biological process: transmembrane transport.